Messenger RNA from Anguilla anguilla (European eel), 3672 nucleotides. It is a transcript of the gene s1pr5b, whose product is annotated as sphingosine-1-phosphate receptor 5b. Gene Ontology annotation, biological process: G protein-coupled receptor signaling pathway. The transcript is spliced from 2 exons. The record is from RefSeq and is a predicted model, not a curated record. Gene Ontology annotation, cellular component: membrane. Gene Ontology annotation, molecular function: sphingosine-1-phosphate receptor activity. Bases 558 to 1751 code for a protein of 397 amino acids. Lineage: Eukaryota; Metazoa; Chordata; Actinopteri; Anguilliformes; Anguillidae.
UACCCGAAAGGGAGGCAAGACCUACCCACUUCAAGCUCAGUCCUGCCCCCUUCUAAUCUCUUAGUUGGCCCCCUGUCAACUCGAACCGUCAGUGCGCGUUUUCUCUUAACGCGGGACAGCUGUAAUGGGAAAGAGAACAUAAUCAGAAUUCGAGUAAGCAUUCGAGGGGCCCGGAACUGCACUUCCUCACCGCUCUUCGGCCGCUUCUGAUCAACCAGAAGAUUCGUGUGCGCCCUCUAGUGGUCCGUUGAAACAUGAGCGCGUAGCUGUCCCAUGACUAUAUAUCAAACUGAAUUGUCGUGCGGUGCAUUGGAUUACGUCGAUUUUAAACAGUUGGAGUACAUUUACUGAAACCUAGCGCAAAGAAACUGAAUGCCUCUUCCAGACCCGAACCUCCUUUAUUAUUCAAAGCGUUCUCUUUGACAUCAUACGAAUUUAUUUUCUCUGAACUAAAUCUGUUUUGAAGUUAUGGCUUGCACAUGGACUACACAAGGAUUUUCAUGAUUUAACACGGCAAAAUUUUGGGAAGUAAAGUGUAUUUUGGGGGCCUCUGAAAUAUGGAUGCUUCCAGAGCCAACUGCGUAGUGGCCACACCCACACCGCUGCCCGUCUCACCCUCCUCGCAAUAUCUGCUUCGCUUCUUCCGUGAUUACCAGAACAACUCGGUCAUAGUGGCGCACUACAACUACACCGGCAAACUGAAAGAGAACAAGUACCGAGAUGGCCUGAAGCCCGAGGCCAUCGUGUUCCUGAUCAUCUGCCUGCUCAUUGUGCUGGAGAACGCCGUGGUGCUGGUGGCCAUCUGGAGGAACAAGAAGUUCCACCUGCCCAUGUACUACCUGCUGGGCAACCUGACUCUGUCCGACCUGCUGGCCGGGUUCACCUACAUGGUGAACAUUGUGAUGUCCGGGCCCAACACGAUGAAGCUGACCCCGCUGCUGUGGUUCCUGAGGGAAGGGGGCGUCUUCAUCACGCUGGCGGCCUCCAUCAUCAGCCUGCUGGCCAUCGCCAUCGAGCGCCACGUCACCAUGGUGAACAUGAAGCCCUACCACGCGGGCAAGCGGGGCCGCAUGUUCGCCCUGAUCGCCGGCAGCUGGGUGCUGUCGGUGCUGCUGGGCGUGCUGCCCAUCAUGGGCUGGAACUGCAUGGGCAGCCUGGAGGACUGCUCCACCGUGCUGCCGCUCUACUCCAAGAGCUACAUCCUGUUCUGCAUCACCGUCUUCAGCGGCGUGCUGCUGGCCAUCGUGGCGCUGUACGCGCACAUCUUCCGCAUCGUCAAGUCCAACACGCAGCGGCUGGGCAGCCUGCGCAAGGGCCUGGCGCGCAAGUCGCAGAAGUACAUGGCGCUGCUGAAGACGGUCACCAUCGUGCUGGGCGCCUUCAUCGUCUGCUGGCUCCCGCUCUUCGUGCUCCUGCUGCUGGACUUCUGCUGCCCGGUGCGCAGGUGCAGCGUGCUCUUCAAGGCCGACUACUUCCUGGGCAUCGCCAUGGUCAACUCGCUGCUCAACCCCAUCAUCUACACGCUGACCAGCAAGGACAUGCGGCGGGCCAUAAUCAAGCUGCUCUGCCGCCACUGCCUCAUGACCGAGGACGGGCACAUCAAGAAGAUCGGCGUGCCCUUCCUGGAGUGCAGCACCAGCAAGGCGGAGGUGGCCUCCCACCGGCUGGAGGGUCUGGAGACCACGCUGUCCUCGGGCAACAUCACCCCGUCGCCCAUCAAGGCCUUCUACCCUAAGGGGCCGAACUCCUGAGCCUGGGGCUCAUCGCUGGAGGCAUAACCUGACUCGGCAAAGCCCUGGGAUUUGCCUAGGUGUUGGGAAUCAGGUUGGGGUUGUUGGUGUCAAGGUGGGCUGCUUUAGUGACCAGAUAAGUCUGAAAUCAGGUCCUGCAUGGCCUCAAUCCUUUUCUCAAUUCCUCUUUUUUAAUCACAGAGGGGAAAAAAUGGCUUCAGACUGUUUUAAAAUGACUGAGGUUGUAACAGUAGUAAUGGUAGAUAAAUAAAGUUAUGCAGGACGGUCCCUUCCAUCAUUUUAUAACUUUUGUUCUACCUUUGGCACCAUCAUUUCCCUGAACUGAAGAGGUAUAAAAUUCCACUUCUUUCUUCAGGUUACCCAUGUAGCAGAAUUGAAUCAACUUCCCAGUGAUGAUUUAAGAAGUGCCUUGCAGAUAAACUAAGACAACUCUGUAAAUAUGGAAGCUCUUUUUCCUUCCACAUUUUACAUUUCUGAUUUGCACAGAGAGUGCUGUUGCCGUUUCACUGAGCUCUACAAAGUCAAAGGAGGUUAAGUGUGCUUCUCAUUAGCCUCCUGAGGAGACUGCACAAGGAUACACAAAGGUAUUGCUGAAGAGAGAGUGUACAGGCUGUGUUCACUGAAACAAUCCCAAUUUUUGCUCAAGUGGGUUAUACUGACAGUGCUUCAAGUCGCAGGCACCCAUGCUGUUUUCACAGCACUUCUUGACAAAACCCUCUGUGCUCUUGUACACCAAGAUUUUGCUAGUUGGAAUGCCUGGGCUGGUGACGCUGUCUGACUGGUUUUGAUAACCAACACAAAAUGCUGAGUAGCAGAGACUGGGUUUGCAAAGAGGGUGCAACUUUUUUUUUUUUUUUUUACACCAAGAACAAGGCUGUCCAAGGAAAGGAUGCAGGCCAGUGAAGAUGAAGGGGGAACAAAUUCUCACAUUAGCUGCAGACAAAUAGCGUGAGACAAUGUAAGCCAUAUCUGUUUUUGUUGUUUUUUGUUUUUGUUCAUUGGAGGGGAGGCAGCAACUGCAAAGCAACUUCAAAGCACUUGCUUGACUCCAUCAUGCAUUUAAUUGGAAUUUUGUUUUGUUUUUUGCUUCAAUUCAGGUUUUCACCCCCACCCCCCACCCCCCCCGCCCCCACCUUUUAAGUGAUCUGUUACUUUUGUUACCUUCUCCCUAACCUGCUUAGUGAUUAAAUCAGUUCAAUCACAGCUUGCCACUAUGAAGUUGAGUGUUUGACUACCACUGUCUCUCUCUCUAGAGAGUAUUGUACAGUAUUGUAUGUGUGUGUCCUCUGCUGACUCCGUUACAUGUGGGGCACAGUCCUUGUUGGGGUUUAGAGACUCAGCUACAAUCUGGCAGGAACAGUAUUUCCCUGUGAGCACUUCGUUCGCUGCAAGCAUUCAGUUUAAUGGCGGAGCCGACAUUAACAGCAGAUGAUCUUUUAUUGCACAUUUCACAAGCAUUAGGCAGAACAAGGUAGUAAGGCUGCCAUGAUCAUGCCCCAUUUAUUGGUCGGUGUCCAAGAUCCUGCACUUCCAAGAGCCAAAAAGUGAUCCAAAUAUUAUGCCAUGCAGUAGAAAGCCAACUUGGAAUAUUUCUUGAAAACAACGCGUCUUUCUCAUUGUAUGCUUGUAGUUUCGCUAUUAUUGUAUGUGUGCGGGUGUGUGAUUGUGUGAGUGUGUGUGUGUGUGUGUGUGGGGUGGGGGGGUGGUCAUUAUACAUUUCUAAGAAAAUCAGACCUCAGAUCUCUUUAUUCACCUUAAACAUGGAUGUGUAGAAUGUAGAUUAUGUGUCAAAAUGCAGUAGUCAAAAUGUGUAUAAAAGCUUUUUAUGCUUUCUAAAAACCCUAUAUUUUUAAGUUAUGUGCCCUUCUUGUUACUGUUUUGUAUGCCCAUUGAAAAAAUAAAAAUGUAUCUUGUUUAUGGA